CGCUCUGCUUUCCUGCCACCGGAGUUGCUGCAGAGACGGGCGGCGCGAGACGCUCCCUCGAGACGAGACCACCGCGUGAAGGCUGGAGGAUCACAUGACCGGGGCCCGAAGGCGCCAAAGUCGGUCGAUCACGUGGCGAGAAGGAGGCGGAAGCCAUUUUGCGACCCCCCCCCCCAAGAAAGGCCAAGUACCCCGUAAAGAACCCCCUGCCCCGAAAGGAAAAUGCCCCGAAUAGACAACGACAUUAAGCUGGACUUCAAGGACGUCCUGCUCCGGCCCAAGCGGAGCACGCUGAAAAGCCGGAGCGAGGUGGACCUGAAGAGGAGCUUCGUGUUCCGUAACUCCAAGCAGUCGUACAGCGGCAUCCCCAUCAUAGCGGCCAACAUGGACACGGUGGGAACAUUCGAGAUGGCGAAAGCCCUGGCCAAGUUCUCGCUGUUCACUACCAUCCACAAGCAUUACACCCUGGAGGAGUGGAAGGAGUUUGCAGUCAGUAACCCUGACUGUCUGCAGAAUGUGGCGGCCAGUUCCGGCACUGGGCCCAACGAUUUUGAGAGGCUGACGUCAGUGCUGGAGUUGCUGCCCGGGGUCCACUAUAUCUGCCUGGACGUGGCCAAUGGAUACUCAGAGCACUUUGUGGAGUUUGUGAAGGAUGUGAGGAAGAAGUUCCCGAAUCACACCAUCAUGGCAGGAAAUGUAGUGACUGGUGAGAUGGUGGAGGAACUCAUCUUGGCUGGAGCUGACAUCAUCAAAGUUGGCAUUGGACCAGGCUCGGUGUGUACCACCAGGAAGAAGACGGGCGUGGGCUACCCGCAGCUCAGCGCGGUGAUCGAGUGUGCUGAUGCUGCCCAUGGACUCAAUGGUCACAUCAUCUCGGACGGAGGCUGCACCUGUCCAGGAGACGUGGCCAAAGCCUUCGGGGCCGGAGCCGACUUUGUGAUGUUGGGCGGCAUGCUUGCGGGUCACACCCAGUGCGGAGGGGACACCAUCGAGAAGAACGGCAAGAAGUACAAGCUGUUCUACGGCAUGAGCUCAGAGACGGCCAUGAAGAAACACAGCGGCGGUGUGGCUGAUUACAGGGCGUCAGAGGGGAAGACGGUGGAGGUGGAGUACAAAGGUGACGUGGAACACACAGUCCGGGACAUCCUGGGUGGGGUGCGCUCCACCUGCACCUACGUGGGAGCUGCCAAACUGAAGGAACUCAGCCGCAGGACCACCUUCAUCCGUGUCACUCAGCAGCUCAACGCCAUCUUCAGCUAGUCCGCAGGCUGGCCUCAGGCAGCCGCUGCUUCACUGUACAUUCCCACAAUGCCCCCCCCGCCACACUCUCCCACACAGACAAUCCCGUCACUCACUGAGAAACAGUGGACAGGACUGUGUGGAGAGAGCCUCACCUUGUCCUUAGGAGGUAACGUGCAAUGGGACAGUGUUAGAGGGAGUUUCACCUUGUGUCUGACCCUGCCCUGUGAGUAUAUCAGGACAGUGUGGAAGGAGCCUCACCUCUGGCUUUUUAGUCAAGUCUCCCCUUUUAGUGCAAUAUAUUCUGUCUGGGACCACUUGCUUGCUUGCAAUUGGGACCAUCUGCUUCUCGUGCCUGACCAGGUCAUCACUUCGACCACCAUGGUUCAAUUACUCUGUGUAAUUGGAGGAAGUCAUGGGGUGAGACCCUGGCAUUGCAUCUGCAGAAACUGAGUGGCUGUGACCUCUUCACUCCCACUCUAAUUUGGCUGCUGCAUUCUGUAAAACCACGUUCAGUUCAGACAAUAAAAUGGCAUGGUGCUUUACAGAAAACCGGAUUUC
This is a messenger RNA of Mobula hypostoma (lesser devil ray), 1800 nucleotides long. Its product is annotated as GMP reductase 2. Gene Ontology annotation, cellular component: GMP reductase complex. Lineage: Eukaryota; Metazoa; Chordata; Chondrichthyes; Myliobatiformes; Myliobatidae. Gene Ontology annotation, biological process: nucleotide metabolic process. The transcript has 9 exons. The coding region runs from base 223 to 1260 and encodes 345 amino acids. Gene Ontology annotation, molecular function: GMP reductase activity. The record is from RefSeq and is a predicted model, not a curated record.